AUGACCGGCAGGCGCUGUGGGCAGCAACACCGAGCGGCGGCGGAUGGAAACAGGAGGAGGGCGGCGAGGCAGCCGCGCCAGCGCAGUCUGGACGGGCCGCUCUCGCCUGCCCGGGCGGAGCUACCAGCCCCUUCGAGGAGAGGCCGAGAGCCGCCCCAGCGCCGCCGCCAACCGCGACCGCCGGCCCGCCCCCGGCACCGCCUCACGCCGCACGGCCGAACCGGGAACACUCUCCGUGGUACUGCCUGCCCAGAAACACCGCCCCCGGCACCGCCUCCCCCCUCGGUACCGCCUGCCCAGAAACACCGCCCCCAGCACCGCCUCCCCCCUCGGUACCGCCUCUCCAGCACGGCCCGUCCCGGCGGUGGCGGGUGGGGCGGCCGUCACGGCAGGGUCGCUCCGCGCCGCACAGGACACGGGGGGGCGAUGCUCUGGGGCCUCGGCGGGAAGCUCGUCCCGGUGUGGGAGGGCAGCCGUGCCCCUCCGGGAUGGACCAUCUCGCCCAAGCUGCACCGGCAACCGGGUAGCGGCAUCGUCCGGGCGCGGGAGUGUUAAUCGCGUUUUUUGUAAAUAUCAUAAGUCGCCUUUAAAGCCUUUGGAUUUGGCAAAAGCUUCUUAAUUUGGCUUCAAAGUCACUGAUUGGUGAUUUCUAAGGACUGGUCUCGCAGCCCCGCGUCAGCUGCAAGGAUCGGGAGCCUCAGGCUGCCCGGCCAAGGGCCGCUGUCCCUGGGCUGUGGCCGCUGCCCGCUCCGCUGCCGGGGUGCGGGCACCGGGUGGCCUGACCGCUGUCGCAAUCAGCAGUUCUGGGAGUGCCGGCUGUGCUCUGGCAAAGCUAUCUGCGUGUUUGGGCUCCGUUACCUUGGGCUCUGCUUGUUUGGACUCUGGGGUCAGUUCGGGACUUGGCUGGGAGGGGGCACAGUAACAGCAGUCAUUCCUGUCCAUGCAGUCUCUGAUUUCCCCACCUCUUUAUUGCCUUCCGAGACAAUUUAUUGCCUUCUCAGACAGGUAACGCGCAUUGCUGUGCUAGAAUAAAACAUGUAAUUUAGCUGAUAUUGCCAUCUGCUGACAGGAACGCAGACUAGUCUGGGUGUCAGAGCAUCACGGGCUGGCGUGUUGCUCGGCAGCCUCCUGGGGGUCGCGUAGUCCAGCUUCCCGCUGAGAGCAGAACCCGGCUAGAGCAGGUGGCUCAGGGAAUUGUCCGGCUAUGAAUAGCUUCGGAGAUGGAGAUUUCACAGCUUCUUUUGACAAACUCUUCCACUGAGUGACCACACUUGGAGUAAAAUGUCUUUCCUGUAUCUAACAAGAUUUUUACAUCUGGAGGCUGUUGCCUCUUAGGCUAUCAUGGUGCCUGACUGAGAAGGGUGUGACUCCUUCUUCUCCACACAUGCUCCCGUUUGGUAGCUGCAGCGAUUAGCAAGAUGUCCCUAGAGCCAGCUUUCUGCUUCGGGCAGAGAAAACACAGCUCACAUCUCCAGCAGCCCUGGCAGUAAAAUAGAUUCUGGUACUUGCAAGGACUGGGAACUAUGGUGAGCAACACCCUGCGCCAGCACAUGGGAAAAUGGGAUGUUCUCCCUGAGGAUGUCUUGCAAUCUGUGUGCAGACAAGCUGCAACAGGUAAGCGAGAAGUUUCACCCAGUUUCUCACACCUCUGUUUUUUUGUA
Molecule: messenger RNA, 1661 nt
Organism: Poecile atricapillus (Black-capped chickadee)
Lineage: Eukaryota; Metazoa; Chordata; Aves; Passeriformes; Paridae
Product: serine/arginine repetitive matrix protein 1-like
Exons: 2
Coding region: 1-555 (184 amino acids)
Source: RefSeq, a predicted model, not a curated record